UGAGCACAAACAUAUUUAAACAUGACAUCCAUUCAGCCUCAAAUCUGCAAAAAUUGGCAAGCAACAGCGGGUCUGUUGCGGGCGUCUUCCACUGCUGUCCGAGUGCCACUGCGUCCUCUCCAUUAUCAAGCUGCAGAGAAGUCGGCCUGCACCACUAGAAGAGCACCUCUAAGAUCGUUAUCAGUUUAUGCAAGGCCGCUGUCAGAACAACGUGCUCAGAAUACACGCACCUACCCUAACAAACAUUCCUUGAAUGGGACGGUUCCUCGAGCAACAUACAGCACUGCAACCAUGGAACCAGGAGAACCAACCAUUCACAAUGUGUUUGAAGGCAAGACAGGCACCUGGCAAUAUGUGGUAGCCGAUCCAGCGACAUCGACAGCCGUCAUCAUCGAUCCGGUCCUGGACUAUGACCCCGCCACCCAGGUCAUCACCACGGAGUCCGCUGACACGCUCCUGUCCUUGAUCAAGGAGAAGGGAUACAGAGUCGAUAGAAUUCUUGAAACGCAUGCACAUGCCGAUCAUCUCACCGCAGCGUCCUAUCUACAGAAGCGCUUAGCCGAGAACCAAGGCCACCGGCCGCCCAUCGGGAUCGGCAAGCGCAUUGGACAGGUGCAGAAGGUGUUUGGUCAGAGAUACGGCAUUCCUGCGCAGGAAUAUGAAGACGUCUUUGACAAACUGUUUGAGGACGAUGAGACAUUUAAGAUUGGCAAUUUGACGGCCAAGGCCAUUCAUCUUCCUGGACACACACCGGACCAUCUGGGAUACCACAUUGGAGACAAUAUUUUCAGCGGUGAUCUAAUCUUCCAUUUGGAUAUUGGCACCGCACGAUGUGAUUUCCCCGGCGGCAGUGCAAACAAGCUCUAUCAAUCAGGGCGGAAGGUCUUGGGUUUGCCGGAUCACGUCAUGAUCUGGACGGGCCACGACUAUCCUGCCGAGGGGCGCAAGGAUCCUGUUCCCUCGCUGAGCGUCCAGGAACAUAGGCAGCAAAAUAGACACCUUAAAGAUGGCGUUACCGAAGAGGAGUUUGUAGCGCUCCGGAAGGAGCGUGAUUCGAAGUUGGCUGAGCCGAGACUGCUCCACCAGUCCCUGCAGAUGAACAUUCGGGCUGGACGAUUGCCGAAGCCUACAGAGUCAGGGCAACGACUGCUCCACCUUCCGUUGAAAUUGAAGCGCUUGACAUGGUAGUGCUGGUACAGUGAGACGAAGCUGCAAGAUAUCGGUAGUUUGUACAUAUACACACAGAGUAAUUGUAGUAAAAUAUUUUGAUAUUGGUUACCAGAGUGGAGU
This is a messenger RNA of Aspergillus novofumigatus IBT 16806, 1290 nucleotides long. Its product is annotated as MBL fold metallo-hydrolase. The coding region runs from base 292 to 1188 and encodes 298 amino acids. The record is from RefSeq and is a predicted model, not a curated record. Gene Ontology annotation, molecular function: sulfur dioxygenase activity. NCBI's taxonomy places the organism in Eukaryota, Fungi, Ascomycota, Eurotiomycetes, Eurotiales, Aspergillaceae. Gene Ontology annotation, biological process: glutathione metabolic process; hydrogen sulfide metabolic process. The transcript has 2 exons.